UACUCGGUCCUUUUUCACUCUUCACUCCUCAUCCUCUCCUACAAUCCCAACUCCAACUCCUGCAUCUCGGUCUAUCGACAGUCACAAUGGUCGGUUUCAAGCACCUCGCGCUGCUCGCAGCUGCUACCUGCGGCUUCGCUGCACCCACUCUCAAGGAGAGAGCUGCUGAGACCAUGGUUCAAACCCGGGCUGAGAACAGCUACAUCAUCACCCUCAAGAGCUCCGUUGGCUCCCAGGGCCUCACCUCUCACUUGAGCUGGGUCAAUGAUGUUUACUCCCGCAGCCUCGACAAGCGUCAGUUCACUGGCGCCGAGCGCACCUUCUCCUUCAACACUUUCCAGGGUUACUCUGGCAAGUUCGACGAUGCCACCAUUGAGGCUAUCAAGGCCAGCCCUGAGGUUGCUGCCGUUGAGCGUGACGAGAUCUACACCCUGAGCGCCCUUGUCACCCAGACCGGUGCUCCCUGGGGUCUCGGAACCAUUUCCCAUAAGACCUCCGGCUCUACCUCGUACAUCUACGAUAGCGCCGGCGGCACUGGCACCUUCGCCUACGUCGUCGACUCGGGCAUCAACACCGCCCACACCAACUUUGGCGGCCGCGCCUCGCUCGGCUACAACGCCGCCGGUGGUGCCCACUCUGACACCCUCGGCCACGGCACCCACGUUGCCGGUACCAUCGGCUCUACCACCUACGGUGUCGCUAAGCUCACCUCCCUGAUCUCCGUCAAGGUCUUCGUCGGCAACUCCGCCUCCACCUCCGUCAUUCUCGACGGAUACAACUGGGCCGUCAACGACAUCACCACCAAGGGCCGCGCCGGCAAGUCUGUCAUCAACAUGUCCCUCGGCGGCCCUUCUUCCACCGCCUGGACCACUGCUAUCAACGCCGCCUACAACUACGGUGUCACCACCGUCGUCGCCGCCGGUAACGAGGCCCAGAACGCCGCCAACGUCUCCCCCGCCAACGCCGCCAACGCCAUCACUGUCGGUGCCAUCACCAGCACCUGGGCCAUCGCCUCGUACUCCAACUACGGCACCUCGCUCGACAUUUUCGCCCCCGGCAGCUCCAUCCUGUCCACCUGGUACACCUCUACCACCGCCACCAACACCAUCUCCGGUACCUCCAUGGCCUCCCCCCACGUCGCCGGCCUCGUCAACUACCUCCAGUCCGUCGAGUCCCUGAGCACCCCCGCCUCCAUCGUUGCCCGCAUCAAGGCCCUCGGUACCUCCGGCAAGAUCACCGGUACCCUCAACAGCAGCCCCAACCUGGUUGCCUACAACGGCAACGGCGCGUAAGCGGUUUCAUCAAACCGGCAAUUCGUCAAGCGACCGAAAGCCGGCCGUGGAAGGCGAGAAGACGUUCCGCCCUGUUCGC
Molecule: messenger RNA, 1371 nt
Organism: Colletotrichum phormii
Lineage: Eukaryota; Fungi; Ascomycota; Sordariomycetes; Glomerellales; Glomerellaceae
Product: subtilase
Exons: 2
Coding region: 87-1292 (401 amino acids)
Biological process (GO): proteolysis
Molecular function (GO): serine-type endopeptidase activity
Source: RefSeq, a predicted model, not a curated record